UGCUUCUGAGACUGAAUAACUGACCAUUGAAAGCAUAACAUUCAUUGCAAGGGGUUCCAAAAUUCCAAAUAUAAUAUACAAUAUAUAGCUACGUGCACAAUGUUUUAGAGUUUCUACUGUUUGUGUUGUAUUUAGUGUAAAAGUAGAAUGAAGUACUUGAAGAAAAGACACAGGGAGCAAUGUAGGAGUUAUAAUGCCGUUUGGAAAAAGUGGUUUAAAUUCCACCUCUUGCUUUUUUGCCUCUUCCUUGUAGAUGCUGCAGUUAGUGGGUCAGAUAAUCCACAGUAACAUCUACAUCCAGCCAGCUGGCCCUCCAGAGGAGUACCGGGUGCCCCCCGUGCCAAAGACCCUCCGCCAGGGCCAGCUCCUCCUACAGAAGGGUGGCAUGGCCUCUUUUAAAUGGAAGAGGUAUGAGGCUCACCUUCAUGUUGGUCAGCUGACUCUCUUACCCUGGGGGUGUCAGUCAACAGACGACAGUGAGACAAUCUCCAGCUCCACUCUGCCCAUCAUCAUCCAUUUCUCAGAUGGCAAGGCCAGGGUGGAGGCAUCACAGUCCUGUGACACAUUCACACUCCUCACACAUUGUGGCACAUAUCAGUUCAGGGUACCUGCUGACAUGAUACAAGGAGAGAGGGACUCGUGGGUCCAGGCUAUUAACAAACUAUGUAUGAACUGGAAACGCUGCUCACAGUCUGAGCCAAUGUAUAAGGACCUUAAAGAGCUGAGAGAGUCCAGGGCUGUCACAGGCGUCCUGCAGCAAUCUGAAGAUGGGACACUCUCUUACUCUCUGCUACUCUCAGAGGAGUCUGAUGGAGAAGAGUCUUCAGCGCCCACUGGUGUCAGGGCUUUUCCGCUUCCACCAAUACCACCACUGGCAAAACCUUCCAACCCAGAGCUUUUGCCCACCACGCCCCCACCUUCUCCCUUGUACUCCGCCCUGCAGCCUAAGGUACCACCCCCACCUCCUGUGCCAGCCCCACCUCCACUACCCAGAAAGCAGAAGCUACCAAAGCAGCGCACCAAAGCCUUCCACUGGGAUCUGGUUGCCCAGGACAAGAUUGACAAAUCCCUCUGGACACUUGGAGUCAAUGGAAAGGCUAAGAUUGACACCUUUCGGUUGUUUGAGCAGUUCAAAGUCAAAGGCUCAGACAACUUUGCUGACAGUGUGGAUCCCAGCCAUCAUGUGGAGAUCAUGCUGAACCAGAAGGUUGCACACAACUUCAAUAUUUUCCUCAAAAGUUUCCCAGUGCAACCAGAGGAGCUGCGAGAAAAGCUGUUUAUAAUUAAUGAGAAGGAUGGCGGCCUAUCUGAUGAGCAAAUUGCGUCUCUCAGGAGAUAUGUGCCGACUAUUGAUGAUGUGGAGAUGUAUAAGUCAUACAAAGGACCAGCCUCAGACCUGCACAUAGUGGACCAAUACAUGCUGGCGAUGUGCAACAUCUCCUAUCUGAGCUCUCGCCUAGACCUGCUACUCACACUCAGAGAGUUGCCCAUAACCAUGGAGGAUCUGGAACCGUUGAUUGACCAAAAGAUCCGUAUGUGCCAGCAGCUGAUUGGCUCUCAGACAUUUGUAUGUGUUCUGGAGUAUCUGCUGGCUGUGGGUAAUUACCUGAAUGAACAUGCAGGCAAAGACAAGGCAAAGGGAUUUCGUCUCUCAUCGUUGACUAAACUUUCUCAGCUGCGUGGGGUGGACCGCCACAUCACCUUGCUGCAUGCCCUUGCGGAGCAGAUCAUGUUGCACGAUCCAGGCUUGGCCACCUUUCCCUCCGAGCUUGCGGAAUUUGACACAGUCCCGGGGGCUUCCAUCAAAGGCCUGACAGCAGAGAUAGAUGUCAUGAAGAACGAGCUUCAGAAGGUUCUCCAGUACAGAAAGACCUACAAGAAGAACUACCCAAUUCCCACGCAUCCAAAGUUCUCUAAAGACCUGAAGGCAGCCAUUGAGAAGUACAACACCGAUCUGCUGCAGCUGACAAAGAAAAGCAAGGAGAUGAGGAAGAUCUACUCUGACAUCUUGGUGAAGUUUGGGGAGGCAGCUGACCAGGACUCACAGGAGCUGUUUGGCUGGGUGUGCCAGUUCAUCACGGAAUUCAAGAAGGUCCAUGCAGAGCUCUCAAAAUGAUGAUGGGAUAUAUAAGAGAGAAAGAGAGAGAGUCUAUUCUCUUAAUUGUAUUGCCAUGUUGUUUUAAUAUCACCAUCUUAUAUGUUUUCCCUUGAUCAUCUAUUUUUUGUUGUUGUUGUUUUUUAAAUUAUUAUUUGUAUUUGAUGCUUUGGCAAUAUUGUAUUUUAGUCAUGUUAAUAUAGCUCAUUGAAAUGAAUGCUGUGUGGAUCCCCAAAGAGCUUCUGCACUAAUAG
Molecule: messenger RNA, 2349 nt
Organism: Clupea harengus (Atlantic herring)
Lineage: Eukaryota; Metazoa; Chordata; Actinopteri; Clupeiformes; Clupeidae
Source: RefSeq, a predicted model, not a curated record